AUGGGUGAAACCGACCUCUUCACGGUGUCGCCUCUUCCCCUCGCCAUCAGCGAAUCCCUGGUCCCGGUCCGUGAAACCAAAACCGCGGGGACGGCGCUUCUCUCUCUCGACGGGCUCCUGGACCCCCCCUUGCAAAUCAAAGAAGAUCUGAAGGAGGGAUGCGGCGGCAAGCUUUGGCCGGCUGGGGUCGUCCUGGCAAAAUACAUGCUCCGCAGGCACAAGUCGGACUUGUCUGGGAAAACCAUUGUGGAACUCGGCGCCGGAGGCGGCCUCGUCGGACUAGCAGUCGCACGAGGAUGCUCCAUCGACUCGCCGAUAUACAUCACCGACCAGAUCCCGAUGUUGUCACUGAUGCAAGACAACGUCCAGCUGAACCGUCUGUCGGACAUCGUCUAUCCGGCCGUUCUCGACUGGGGCUGCGAGAUCCCCAAGACCGUCCCGUCAGACCCAGCCAUCAUUCUGGCGGCCGACUGUGUCUACUUCGAGCCUGCAUUCCCGCUACUAUUAUCGACGCUGGAAGGCCUUCUGGCCAGCCCGCAUUCGGUAUGCUACUUUUGCUUCAAAAGGCGGCGUCGUGCGGAUCUGAGGUUUAUGAAGCAGGCGAGGAAAUUGUUUGAGGUUGUUGAGGUAAUAGAUGAUCCUGAUCAGAAGGUUUAUUCGAAGCAAAACAUAUUUCUCUAG
Messenger RNA from Paracoccidioides lutzii Pb01, 681 nucleotides. RefSeq lists its product as hypothetical. Bases 1 to 681 code for a protein of 226 amino acids. The transcript is spliced from 3 exons. The record is from RefSeq and is a predicted model, not a curated record.